GAAAACCCUGACUUCAUCGGCAUGCUUCUUGCGCGAAAUUCAACGAUACCAGCGUCAAUAAGUGCGACCGGUACCCGACUAUCAAGAAUCGGCGUUGCCGUGAACUUUACAUCGAAAAUAAACCAAAGGUUUAUCAACAUGUUUGGAGCUUCGAGACUGGUCCUGAUCGUCACGUCCGUACUAUCCUGAAGUUUUUUCUUUUUCCAGCCCUCUGCCUACAUUUGUUUGCACUCCAUGGCCGCUGGCACCCCGUCCAAUAAAACCAGGCAAAUACAUUGUAUUUCCAGCAAAGCCAUGAGUGUCGCCGAUUACGGCCAGCGGGCCGAGGACCACCAGCGCCUCUUGGUCCUGGUCAAGCCCCUCGUGCAGCUCAGGACCAAGUCCUACGCCCGCAUCAUCGACCGGGUCACCAGCGUGACCUACAUCCAGCUGCCAGACUCCAAGCGCAGCCUGUGGAUCCGCUACAAGCAACACAUGCACCUGGAGAACAACGACUGGGGAGAUUUCCAGGUUCAUCGACGUGUUGCAGGCGUCAUCUGCCUGGGCAAAGCCUCGUGCGACAUUGAACUUGCCACGGUCUACUCGAACUUUGAAACCCUGAAGCAGACGUACCGCUACACCCUCUUUGACGCGAGGUGCUUCCUCUUCGGUAUGACCCAAGCCGAGGCGGAGCAGACGGCCUCAGGCAGCCGGACUGAUGUCAUCUACUACUCGGGCUUUGAUAACUGCGAACAGUUGGAGGACCACGUCAAGGAUUUUGUGUCGUCGCUGUUUUGGGUGCUGGAGUCCAAAAGGCUGGAUCGAAAAAACGACAAGAGCGACCGUUUGCCUUUGCUGAUGGCGCCUUUCGAGAGGAAAGACAUGGUGGGAAUCGACACAGAAACAAGGACCUUCAAGCGUAAGGUUCAGGGCAGGAUGCGUAAGCACCUCGCUGAUCUGCACCUCCUAGCUGGCCUGACGCAGGAGGCCUUCGUACAUUACCAAUCCGCACUGGAAAUACUCCGAGGCGCAAACGACUGGCUGUGGAUGGGAGCUUGCUGGGAAGGCAUGUGUGCAGCAUCAGUCAUCCAGCUGUAUCCUCCGAAGCCCAAGACGGGCAUCCCAAGGAACGCUUCAUUCAGCGGAGGAAACUCGCUCAUUGGAGGCGCAAGAAUACACAGAUCAGAAUCCUUUGAUAUUGCCAACGGUCUGCCCGACUUUGUCUCGGAGGAGAGACCCAAAAACUGCCUGUCAGCUGACGACAUUGUGGACAAAUACAAAGAGGCUAUCAGUCACUAUAGUAAGUACACCAACGCCGGCAUUGUGGAGAUGGAGGCCUGCAUUAAAGCCACUCAGGUCCUUGUCCAACAGAAGAAAACCCUAGAGGCUGCGGAUUUCCUCCAGAACGUCAUCUACAUCAACGUGAACCUGAGCGACCAGGAGAAGGUGGAGCGCUACAGCGCCCUCUCUCGGCUCUUCACGCUCAUCGGCUUCCAUCGCAAGGCAGCCUUCUUCAAGCGAGUUGCGGCCAUGCAGUGCGUCACGCCGCAGAAUCAGCACCCAGCAUGGAACAUGUGCAACCAGUUACUAAUGGAGACAUUAAAAGGCUAUAAGCUGACCCUUGACCCCAGGGAGUAUCCAACAGAUCGACCCUGUGGCUGGCCGCUACUACAAACCCGGAUCCUGCACGAGCUUGUCUUCUCCGCGCGACGUAUGGGGGAAUACGGGAUUGCUGUUAGGAUUCUGUCCUUCAUGCUGCAAGUCCUUCAUGACCAGCUGUCUGGGGCCGAGAAGCGAGACAUUGCCAUCAACCUGGGCACGCUGACCAACAAGGUGGCUGGUGUCCCACACCCGAUCGCCAGGGAAAACGGCACUAUUUUACCGGCUGUGCCGUUCACAAGAUUCCCGGCUGUCAAGGCCUUUAGGCUGGUUCCGUUGUCUAGGCAGCUGACUCCUUUGCUGCAGAAGCUUAGUCUUAGUACCAGUCCCUCUAGCGAGUCCCUAGGACCGUUCAUCUACUCUCCGAUACAGAAUCGAGUCUGCAUAGACAAGAAGUUGAAACCACGAGUCGAUUUCAAGUGGGUGGCAGACGACGUCUGUGAGAUGUGUCUCAGCUUCUACAACCCCUUGCCGUUUGAGCUGCGAGUCGGUAACUUGGGCUUUCUGACAGAAGGUUUGCAAUUCGAACCCAUCCCGGCCACAGUGACCUUGCCAGCAGAGUCAGGUCCCCACACUGUCUCCAUUAUGGGGACACCAAAGGGGGCAGGGAUCCUGACCAUAGUAGGCUACACCACCAACGUCCUGGGCGUGGAGAGCCACUGUCGUUUCAAGCACAUCCCCACCGUACCCCAGUCCUACUAUGAGGUGGAGGUGGUCCCCGCCUUACCCCUACUGAGGGUCAAGACGUCCCUACCCCAGGCCGUCAGUACGCUGAGCCUGGACCCAGCCGAGAGUAAAGCCAACACCAGCGCAGCUGUUAGCUUAUUCCAGGGGGAAAGUUGUGAGUGCGGGUUGACGUUAAGCAACGGAGGGAAAGUCCCCGUCGAAUCUCUUUCACUGAAAUUGUCCUCAGAAUCAGGUGUGCUAGCAGAUAAAGUAUUUAGUUGGAGCGAGGAGAACAUUCAGACCCAGUUACCGUUGCAGCCCGGGGGUCAGAUGAUGCUGACAGUCUACAUCAAGGCUGUUGGGAGUUUUAUUGCCAAACACAAAAACAACUCAAACGCAGACAUUCCCGUGACACCCACUCCCAGUAAAACCUUCGAGUACAGUACGCCAAAGAGUACACCCAAACGGUCGGCGUCCUCCACCUUCCUAGAGACGUGCAAACCAGAUAGCGGGGAGUCGGUGGAACCAGACAGCCUGCAGAGAAUUAUUGAGUCGACGUUGAAAAUCGCCUACUCUGGAGGGCCAGGCAUGGAGGAGGAUUUCCACAGGGAGGCCAGCGUCUUGCUGAGAGUCGACAUCAAACCGUCAGUGGUGUUCACGCAAUGGAGUGCCAUCCCAGCCACAGAAUCCAAAGAGUUCCAUCUGGUGCUGGAUACCCUGAACACCACGAGUCAGGAACUAGAAGUGCAAUAUGGCGACCAGGCCUCAUUGAUCUUGGGCAGUCAGCAGAAUAAAAGGUUAGCUGUAAAGUUGAACCGUUUCGUCGUUGCCCAGCCAAGAAAGCCUGCCCUCAACGGCUUCACGGAGUGCGACGUCGGGUCCGGCAGAAACAAUACGUUACCCCGGUACGGGAGCGUCCAAUCACAGAACAGCAAGUUGCUGGUAACCGACGCGCAGCAGUCUACCAGCCAGAGCAGUCUGUAUGCCCAGCAGUUGGCGACAAUGGUAGACAUCAGAUGGAAAUGCCCCAUCUUAAAAAAGUCCGGCUUUGCGAUGCUGGACCAUCUAGACCUGUCCCCCUCCAUGAUGGACCACAUACGCACCUGCCCCAUCAACUGGCAGGUUUGUCUGAAUGACAGGCUAGUCAACAGCUCUGAUGGACAGGCUACCUUCCCUGUAGGGGAACCGCUGUGUGUGGACGUCACUGUGACUAAUAAUAUGGAUGAGGCAACAGCCAGAUUACAACUAAUGGUCGAACCCUACACAGACCAUCAGAACGGAACCAGAGAGAUCAACCCCCAGGAGAAAGUGGUCUGCUCCGGAAACUGCAGUAUUAACAGUGACAAGUUAGAGGCUGAACAGUCGUUGACGCACACGUCAUCUUUCAUCUUCCUAUUCCCCGGCCUGUACAAAUUCAACAUCACCUGCACGGAAAUGGAACCGCCCCAGCUGGACAAUGCCCCGGCUAUGGCCCCCAUCAUCAUUGAGGAAGAUACCAUUUUCCCAAAGAGGGAGGGCCAGUCUUGGAAAUACCGUCCGGCUUUGGAGGUUUUGAUUACAUAAUCGAUACUUAAAAAAAAAAAAAAAAAGUAAAAUCUGUCAAUUUAUGAGUGAAAUUUUUCGUUCCCAUCCAUCCUUUAUCCAUGUAAAAAUCACAGAUUGUAAAAAAAAA
This is a messenger RNA of Patiria miniata (bat star), 3976 nucleotides long. It is a transcript of the gene trappc9, whose product is annotated as trafficking protein particle complex subunit 9-like. Gene Ontology annotation, cellular component: trans-Golgi network. Lineage: Eukaryota; Metazoa; Echinodermata; Asteroidea; Valvatida; Asterinidae. The transcript has 26 exons. The record is from RefSeq and is a predicted model, not a curated record. Bases 235 to 3867 code for a protein of 1210 amino acids.